This is a messenger RNA of Orycteropus afer afer, 2091 nucleotides long. It is a transcript of the gene NPHP1, whose product is annotated as nephrocystin 1. Gene Ontology annotation, biological process: protein localization involved in establishment of planar polarity. Gene Ontology annotation, cellular component: cilium; cytoplasm. Gene Ontology annotation, molecular function: protein binding. Lineage: Eukaryota; Metazoa; Chordata; Mammalia; Tubulidentata; Orycteropodidae. Bases 1 to 2091 code for a protein of 696 amino acids. The transcript has 20 exons. The record is from RefSeq and is a predicted model, not a curated record.
AUGCUGGCUAGACGGCCGCGCGAUCCCCUCCAGGCCCUGCACCGCCGCAGCCAGGAGCUGAAGCAGCAGGUUGAUAGUUUGCUUUCUGAGAGCCAAUUGAAAGGAGCUCUAGAAGCCAAUAAAAGGCAAGAUAUUUACCAAAGAUGUAUCCAAUUAAAACAUGCAUUAGAUGAAAAUAAAAAUGCUCUUCAAAAAUUAAGCAAAGCUGAUGAAUCUGCACCUGUUGGAAGAUAUAAUCAGAGAAAAAUAGAGGAGCAUAAUCUUUUGGAUAAGCUAACCCACCAACUCCAAGAACUUGCUGUGGCCAUAAGUAGAGAAAAUAUAACUGAAGUUGGGACACUUACUGAAAGAGAGGAAGAUGAUGAUUCUGUUGGAGAAAGUGAAGAAGAAGAAGGAGAAAGAGAAGAAGAUGAAGAAGACAAUGAAGAAGACAAUGCCAACAACAGUGAAGAAAGUGGUGAUGAGGAAACAGGAACAGAAGAGAAAGAAAAACAGGAAGAUCAAUCUCACAAACAAGCAACACAUAAAGAAUAUAUUACUGUUGGAGAUUUUACUGCUCAACAAGUUGGGGAUCUUACAUUUAAGAAAGGGGAAAUUCUCCUUAUAAUUGAAAAGAAGCCUGAUGGUUGGUGGAUAGCUAAGGAUGCCAAGGGAAAUAAAGGUCUUGUUCCCAGAACCUACCUGGAGCCACAUAAUAAAGAAAAAGGCCAAGAAUCAAGUGAAGAAGGCAGUGAAGAUGUAGAGGUGGUGGAUGAAACAGCAGACAGAGCAGAAGUUAAACAAAGAACUGACUCUCACUGGAGUGCUGUCCGAAAAGCUAUCUCAGAGCAAAUAAACACUAUUGACGUGUUAACCACAAUGGGAGCUAUUCCUGCAGGGUUCAGGCCUUCCACACUCUUCCAGCUUCUGGAGGAAGGGAAUCAAUUUCGAGCAAGUUACUUCUUACAACCAGAGCUCACUCCUUCACAGCUGGCCUUCAAAGAUUUAAUGUGGGAUGUUAAAGAAGGCACUAUUAAGUCAAGAGCAAAUCGUGUUUCAUUGAUUCUGACACUAUGGAGUUGUAAAAUGAUUCCUCUUCCAGGAAUGAGCAUACAGGUUCUCAGCAGACAUGUCCGCCUCUGUCUAUUUGAUGGUAAUAAGGUUCUGAGCAACAUUCAUACUGUCAGAGCCACAUGGCAGCCUAAAAAGCCCAAAACAUGGACCUUUUCUCCCCAGGUUACUGGCAUUUUGCCAUGCUUGCUUGAUGGUGAUUGCUUUAUCAGAUCUAAUUCUUCUUCUCCAGAUCUUGGAAUAUUAUUGGAACUUGGAAUUUCUUAUAUUCGCAAUUCAACUGGUGAAAGAGGAGAGUUAAGUUGUGGCUGGGUGUUUCUUAAGCUUUUUGAUGCCAGUGGGAUUCCUAUUCCAACAAAGACUUAUGAACUCUUCUUGAAUGGUGGCACCCCUUACGAAAAAGGUGUUGAAGUGGACCCUUCAGUGUCCAGAAGAGCACAUGGCAGUGUUUUCCAUCAGAUGAUGACAAUGAGAAGGCAGCCUCAACUUCUGGUAAAACUGAGAUCUUUGAGCAGAAGGUCAAGAAGCAUACUAAGUCUACUGCCAGAAACAUUAAUUGGAAGUAUGUGCUAUGUUCACUUAUUGGUAUUUUAUCGUCAAAUCCUUGGAGAUGUGCUUCUGAAAGAUAGGAUGAGUUUGCAAAAUGCUGAUUUGAUUAGUAAUCCAGUAUUGGCCACCUUCCCCAAGCUCUUGGAGCAGCCUGAUAUUAUGGAUGCUCUCAGGAGUUCAUGGGCUGAAAAAGAAAGCACAUUAAAAAGAUCGGAGAAGAGAGAUAAAGAGUUCCUGAAGACCACGUUUAUCCUGGUGUACCACGACUGUGUGUACCCACUUAUCCAUUCCACGCUCCUGCCCCCAUUCAGGUGGGCAGAAGAAGAGACGGAGGCUACGCGAUGGAAAGUUAUUGCUGACUUCCUUAAGCAAAACCAGGAAAAGGAGGGUGCUCUCCAAGCUCUGCUGUCACCAGAAGGAGUUCAUGAACCUUUUGAUCUUUCAGAGCAGACCUAUGAUUUCUUAGGUGAAAUAAGAAAGAAUGCAAAUUGA